Messenger RNA from Manis pentadactyla (Chinese pangolin), 3294 nucleotides. It is a transcript of the gene FGD3, whose product is annotated as FYVE, RhoGEF and PH domain containing 3. Gene Ontology annotation, biological process: cytoskeleton organization; filopodium assembly. The transcript is spliced from 18 exons. Gene Ontology annotation, molecular function: metal ion binding; guanyl-nucleotide exchange factor activity. The record is from RefSeq and is a predicted model, not a curated record. The coding region runs from base 195 to 2498 and encodes 767 amino acids. Gene Ontology annotation, cellular component: cytoplasm. NCBI's taxonomy places the organism in Eukaryota, Metazoa, Chordata, Mammalia, Pholidota, Manidae.
GUGCUCACAGCCCUGCUCGCGCUGUUAAAAUGUUCCCACACGGUUAAAAUUCAGCCCCACUUUCUUCCAGGGUGACCACAGUGCCUGGCUGAAGAUAAGGGCGCCAGGCUCUGCGAUCACCCAACCUUCCUGGAAUCCAGAGCAACACCGCAGGCUGAGGAGGCAGCGACCGGCAGCUCACUGACAGGGCGGAAAUGCAAACACCGGUCUCUGCUGAGCCAGGCUGUGAAAACCAACACAAGGAAGUUGCUUUGCUGCUGUGCAAAGUCGUCAGAGAGAAGUGUGUGUCCAGGAGACAGGACCUUCUGAACUGUUGGCCUUCAACUUGCAGGACAAGAAAAAGAUUCUCAGCGGAGCCCCCAGCCCUGCAGGCUGCCGGAGGUGGCCGAACCUGGACGGACGUGGCCAGCAGGGAACCUAGCACCUGCCCAUUGCCCUCAGUGGAGCUGUGCACCAGGAAGCCCCCACUCGGCUCAGAGAGCUCAGCUUUGAGGAUGGAGUCAGGAGGGGGAUCUCCAGGGCCCCCUGCCCCCAUUAUUGCCCUAGGGAUGCCAGAUGCCGGGCCUGGCUGUUGCUCUGUGGAGCUGCCGAGCACAGACCAGGGGAAGCUCCAAGCUCUGCCCAUCGGGCUGGGUGCCCACAGUGGGAACCCAGCCCCCGGGAGCACUGGCAGCCAGGCCACUGCAGGAGAUAGCCCCCUGGACACAGGCCCCACUGGGGGGCCCAGCAGGGGCACAAAGAUCCCUAACCGGGACAGCGGGAUCGGCAGCCCAUCCUGUAGUGUGGCCGAGGGGCACUUCCCCUGCGAGGAAGGCAGGGAGGUGGGCUCAGGCCAUGCCGCCCAGGGGCUGCUCCCGGCGAGGGCCCCCGAUGACAAAGCCCUGCGGGAGGAGGCCGACAGUGAUGUGGGUGAGGACAGCAGCGAGGAGCCCAAUCCUGAGGACAGCCCCCCGAGGGCUGACAUGGACCCUGCCAAGUGCUCUGGGCCCCAGAAGCUGCUCCACAUUGCCCAGGAGCUCCUGCGCACCGAGGAGACCUAUGUGAGGCGGCUGCACCUGCUAGACCAGGUCUUCUGUGCCCAGCUGACAGAAGCAGGGAUCCCCCAGGAAGUCACCACGGGCAUCUUCUCCAACAUCUCCUCCAUCUACCGCUUCCAUGGGCAGUUCCUCCUGCCUGAGCUGCGCACGCGGAUCACUGAGGAGUGGGACACAAAGCCCCGGCUCGGAGACAUCCUGCAGAAGCUGGCCCCAUUCCUCAAGAUGUAUGGCGAGUAUGUCAAGAACUUCGACCGGGCGGUGGAGCUGGUGAGCUCCUGGACCCAGCGCUCACUGCUGUUCAAGGACAUCGUGCACGGCAUCCAGAAGCAGGAGGUGUGUGGGAGUCUGACGCUGCAGCACCACAUGCUGGAGCCUGUGCAGAGGGUGCCCCGCUACGAGCUGCUGCUCAAGGACUACCUGCUGAGGCUCCCAGGGGAUGCCCCUGACUGGAGAGAUGCACAGAGAUCCUUGGAGCUCAUCUCCACAGCCGCCAAGCACUCCAAUGCUGCCAUUCGGAAAAUGGAGAAGAUGCACAAGCUCCUGGAGGUGUACGAGCGGCUGGGAGGGGAGGAGAACAUUGUCAACCCUGCCGACGAGCUCAUCAAGGAGGGCCACAUUCAGAAACUGUCGGCCAAGAGUGGCGCAGUCCAGGACCGCCACCUCUUCCUGUUCAACAGCAUGAUCCUUUACUGUGUACCCAAACUGCGGCUCAUGGGGCAAAAAUUCAGUGUCCGGGAGAAGAUGGACAUUUCAGACCUCCAGGUGCAGGAUGUCGUCAAGCCGAACGCUGCCCCCACUUUCGUCCUAGUGGGAAGGAAAAGGUCCCUGGAGCUGCAAACACGGACAGAAGAGGAGAAGAAAGAAUGGAUUCAGGUCAUCCAGGCCACCGUCGAGCAGCACAAGCAGAACAGCCAGAGCUUCAAGGCCUUCAGCAGCUCCUUCGGCCAGGAUGAGGCCGCUCUCACUCCAGAACCCCCUCACUCCAGGACCUUUGCACCUGCUGUUCCCUCUGUCCAGAAGGUCUCACUUACAUCUGCUCUGCCGCAAGACUUGAGGCUUCCAGUCAGCUCUGAGCCCGAGCCCUGGAGGGGGUCCUCUAAGAGCAGGUGGGACAAGGAGAAGCAGGGCUGCUGGAGCUGUGGGGAGACCUUCAACUCCAUCACCAAGAGGAAGCACCGCUGCAAGCUGUGCGGGGUGGUCAUUUGUGGGAAGUGCUCUGAGUUCAAGGCUGAGAAUGGCAGGCAGAGCCGUGUCUGCCGAGGGUGUUUCCUGAUGCAGCCGGUGGCUCCCGCGAGCCUGAGCCUCGAGGUGCCGCCUGUGUCCAAGCACAGCACAGAGCAGGAUGGCCAGCCACCGCAGGCCCUGCCCCUCUCCGGCUGCACAGUGAGCGUGGACCCUGCAGAGGGGCUGCACACAGGCGUGUGUGGCAGUUGCGCCCGGCCCUGCAGGCCCUGUACCUGAGUGCUUCUUCACCGAGCUGCAGCAGUGCUGGCUGGAGGCUCUGACCACUGCCCCCCAAGGAGCCCAGGACCCGUGCAGCCUGGGGGCCCCGCAGUCCCAGGCUCCAGCACCCGUGAGCUGAAUCUUGGCCACACCUUCAGCUCUGUGAGCCCCCAGGGCAGAGCCCAUGCUCAUCUGGGAGGUGGUGUCAGAGGCCACAUGAUGGCGCAAAGGGUGCCCAGAUUGUGGAGGGGCCCACAGGCCACAGGACACUUGGCCCUGGAGCACCCCUCUGCUUCAGAGGGGAGGAAACAGAGGCCCAGAAGGGCAACCACAUGCCCAGAGUCACCUGGCACAUCACAAAGAGCCUGGCCUCUGCCAGCAGCCCCAGCAGCAAGCCCAGGGCGGUGCGCUGGCUGACAACGAGCCAGGCCCAAACCAUGUGGCCGUGCAGAAUCUGGGUCAGGAAGGUGGAGCGAGCACCCUGGUUGGUGCCCAGAGACGCUUGGUGGAGCCCGUGGUCAUGCUGUCCCUCUGUCUGCUGCCUGCCUGUCGGCGCCAUUUACUCUGUGAGCCAAACGUGACAAGCCCCGCCUCCUCCUCCCCCCUCUGCCUUCUUCUCGCAGCUGGCUACCAUGGGAGCACUCCCAUUGGGAGUGCCGGCUGUGGGCCUGGGCCUGCCCCACCAGACCUUGCUGAGAACCUCACCAGCAUGCCCACUGGCAUCACGUGGUGGACUGAGGUCUGUGCCUGUGCCCCUGGUGGGCAGCAGGCAGUGCCUGUCUGAGUAAAUAAAUGCUGGCAGCCAGCAGGUGGA